This is a messenger RNA of Amoebophrya sp. A25, 7180 nucleotides long. NCBI's taxonomy places the organism in Eukaryota, Dinophyceae, Syndiniales, Amoebophryaceae. The record is from the annotation of a GenBank genome assembly.
CUCAAUACAUGAUUUUCAUUUUAAUUCUGGUGGCUCGCAGUCUCGGUAAGUCUGCAUUUCUUUGAGAAUAUACAUUUGAGAAGGAGCCUCAACGAAAAUGCACUUGCCGAUGAUGCCUGAACCUUUUCGGCUCUGUUUCUAGCACCGCAAAAAGAUACGAACAUCGAGUGCCAAGAAUCUGAAUGCCGAACCAGCUACGUACAGUUAUCAGAAGCGUUGACCGUCAGACACUGCGCUGUUGCUGCUCCGAACGAAGAAAAGAAGCCCAUCGCGAUCAACUAACUCCGCAAGAAUGGCCACUAGGAGUCGGACCUGGUGUGUGGUCAACACAGACGCUGGAGAUGCGGACUUUUUGUACCACGAUGAAAAAGCCAUAUACUACUCCGCAGAGGCAGCCUCGCAUCGUAUCUAUAAACCCGGAAUCGGUGCAAUUCAGCUGAUGUUCACAGUUAUUGGAUGUGACGCCGGUUGUAGUAGAGCUCGAAGCUGUUUCAUAUUUAUAUUAUAUUUUGUUGUGGUAGUCGUAGUUAUCUAUCGGCAGGUAUGUAAUGGUCUAGUGGUGCUUCAGUUUUUAGUUCUUGACCUUGAAAGAAAUAUCAGGUACGGGCGAGAAGUAUGAGUUCGACCAUGUGAGUGGUCCUGGAUUGGACCAGGACGACCGGUUUGGAGAAAUCGCGCCCCUUUUGGAGGCUGCUGUGAAAGAAAAGAAGUCGGCCUUUUUUCUCGCGUUUGGUCCAAAAUCUUCCGGAAAGACGUACGGCAUUACCGGUGGAAGUCGAAAAUGGAAGCAGAGAGGGCUGAUCCCUCGCACUUUGUUUAUGGCGGGCUCUUUGUGGGCACUGUGCUGCGACUUUCCGCCUGCUUAGUGACCUCAUAUUUAUAAAACCGAGCGCCGUGGAAGGUGAAGGUCUAGACCACGGCCAAUCCACGUUCGAUCAAUCCCUCAAGAAUAGUAGAUAUUCAGGCGAGAACUUGCGGAGAAACAGCACAGUGACAAGUUACUAAAGCUUACCUCUAACAUGUCAUGGAUUUUCCAGAACGACGCAGGUGGCGACCUGGAACUAGAGAGAAAAAAAGUGACCGUUUCGUUUUUCGAGGUUUACAAGGUACUGCAAGUGCUAGAAUUAGAGGCGGAGGGAACAUGAACUAGUCGUGUCCCGUGUGUUCAGGGGUGGCCGAGAGAAGAGAGGAAGAAGAAGAAGAGGGAGCUGCUAGGCGGCAACCCCUGGCAUUGCCACGCAGGGCACCCGGUGAACCUCUCCAGCGCCUGGACAUUACCCGGCCCAAACGCGCCCGUCGGCCACGGUUAUACCCGUUAACGGCUGCGCGGCAGGCGCUCGCUGUCAGGCACAGAGUGCACGGGCCGCCACUCGGGCCGCUGGCGUUGAACUCGAGAAGGCGGCCAGCGCUGCCAUUGGCCCGCGUGGCUCCGCGCCUGGCGCGUUUAGCUCGAGGAGGCGGCCAGCGCUGCCAUUGGCCCGCGCGAUUCCGCCCGUGACUCGUUGGAGCGCGGGCGCUCCCAAGCCCUGACAUUGCAAAACCCUGACAUUCCGAACUCUGAGGCGCCAAACUCUGAGGCGCCAAGCCCUGACAUUGCAAAACUCUGACCUUCCGAACUCUGAGGCGCCCAACUCUGCGGCGCCAAACCCUGACAUUCCAAAACACUCACCUGCGGAACUCUGGGGCGCCAAACCCUGACAUCGCCCAACUCUGAGGCGCUAAACUCUAGGACGCCAAACUCCGACACGCAAAACCAUGGCAGCUGUUUUCGCGUUUGAAACCUUGAGAACUGGACUCUGACUUUUGUGCCCAUUUUUGCAAACCUUGCGAUGCAAAACCCUGACACGACUGAGAUUUAGCCCUUUACGCAACCCUGAGAUUUCUUGGCUUUGCCCUUAAAACCCUGAGAGUCCUGACCCUUGUUUUUGUGCCCCUUGUGAUUCUCCUUGCUUGCCCUUAAAACCCUGACGUCGGACCUCGAUUUUUGUCGAUCAUUAAUAACGAGGGAAUAGACUGGAUUAAUACUUUAAGAGCUAGCUCAGUGCUACCUUCUCCUCUUACGAAAAUCUUGUCUGUCCGGUUUGUUUUUGUCCUGGAAACUACGCUUAUACAUGCAUUUAUCCACUUGCUUAUUCUGAUGAACUACCGUUUUGUCGGUAACUAACUAGGUACGUUGUGAAUAGUAACCUGACAGACAAAACAACGAAUUCAUAUCAGGGUGGAAUUGUGGAUCUGAUGGCUUCCCGUCAUGCCGCGAAAGAGCCACUAGGCAUAGAGUGCGAGGGCCGAAAUGUUAUGAUCGAUCUAGCUGAGAAAGAGGUUCGCGACGAGUCUGAAGCAUAUCAUCGCCUGUUUUACGGGGACGCAAACCGCCACUUCGCACCUGGAACGGAAACGAGCCGGGGCCACUGCGUCUUCCUUAUCAAUCUGGAGUUAUGUCGAAUCACGGCAAGAAGCUAAUAACUCGCAAUCUUUGCGAGGCUGCAGCAUUGAUGUAAAACACGAGUACGAAAUACGUAGAAGGAUUUCCUUACUGCGCGCACUAACGACCGAAAAGAGUUUUUAUAGAAGGCUUUUACCACUUUAAUUUUUGUGUUUGUCUAAACAUUGACCGAGAAAACGCGCGGAUAGAUGAAGAUACGCGCCGCCCGGAGCGGCUCACACUGUCAUUCGUCGAUAUUGCAGCUGGGGAGGAGGACGAAUCUGCCAUCACUUCCUCAGCAAGUGGGGAGGAACAAGCGGUAAGCCCGACUACAGGACAAGCUAUUGGGGCAAUCCGAGAGAAUUGGGUGGAGCUACGCCGUAUGCUUGAAACGAUGAGCAAAGGCGAAGCUGCAAAGUAACACUAUACCGAGCCUAAGACGAAAAUAGCAAAAUUAUUCAGGUUUCAAUUUUUAGAAAAUUCAUGUCUUUCUGCAUCAUUCAGUUUUUUUACUUCUCUGGUGUGAUCUACACUUCUCUACAUAGUACCUCCUCCCACGAAUCGCUGGAGACCCAUUUAUAUGCUCUCAUGCAGAACGAACGACCCGCUGUGUCUUGUUUUGCAGUCACUAUUUGAAGACACCUCAAUGCACACUGGCUGCAGCAUGUGCAUUCUCCGCGAAAACACUCACGUACUAAGAAAUAUUUCAUUCCUAUUUCUGAAUAGAAAUAGUUGAAAAUAGGACAAGUUUCAUCGAUCUGAGUAUGAUUGAUGGAAACAGAGUGGCAAGUUUUCCUGUUAUUCUGUGCGUCUAGGUAACAAAAUGGCUGGAAUUUGCCGCGACAUUGCGGAAAGCGAUGCGGAUGCUAGCACGGAAACAGCGCCGCGUCCGGAGGACGGUAAACAAUGUCAAGAAGAAGGAAAGUGCGGAGUUCGAGGGUGCUGAGAUGGUAGACGCCGACACCGCUAUUGCCGGAAGCGCAACAUCGGAGUCGCUGCCUCUCCUUCAGCCGACCGUAAGUCUGCUCUCUUCGGGGAGCGGAUCUACCUCUACGAGCUCUGGACCGCGAACCGCGUUGAACUUCAACUAUUUGGGCGUGGCAGCCGGAAGUGCCAGAGAAGCUGGAGACGCAACGACAACUACUAGCGCAAAGAGCUCCGGUUCAGGCUUCGCAGGCGCUUUUGUCGGUAGUAACUCAGGAGGAAUCUUGAGUCAGCCAACAUUAUGGGCUCCGCCUUUUUUCCUUACUAGUAAUAGAUAAGACUAGGCAUCUCGUCAACGUGUGCAAAAAUUUGCUCAACAAAUUUGUCAAGAAGACAGUGGGGACACAAAGACAAAGGGACUAUCUCCAGUCUCGAACGUCAAAUGUGAAGCUAGGCCGCACGUCCUCACCCUCUAAUAGCUCUAGUUUCCGUAUCGUCUGCCUCCGCGCUUCCGACCGCAAGUGCUGCACGAUCAAUGAAUAUAAAUGCGAAAAGUCGAGGUGGUGGUAAUGCGGCGAUUGGAAGUAGUGGAGCGCCGUUCGGUGUGAAGACGAUCAGUCUCUCUGCGUCUAGCUCCAGUAUCCUCGAUGGAGCAAACAACAGCGGCAAGGAGCUGAAUCCACGGUUGCACGCAGCGACACGCGGUUUGAAGCUCCUCAACCCUCGCGGGACAAUUCCAGCAGGCGCGGGCGCGCUCGGUUCAAAAGGAAACAAAAUCGGACCCAGGUAUGUCACCGGUAGUACCAGUACACUGGUGAAAGUAGGCUCUGCGUACCCCACUACAGCGUUGCGCGCCGGGACACAAAAAUCUGUCGGAGGCGUCAUGAAGUCGCUUUCUUCCUCGGCGGGAACUAGUAACACUGCUGGACUACAACAACACGCGCAACAAGUAUUUAAUGGUAGCCGCAAAAACAGUCGGGAGCUAGUCAUCCACCCAUCCGCGACCGGAGAAAAUUUGCAACGUGGUCUCGGAAGAGUAUCCCCCGUGUCGAGUACCACUUCAGCGAAACACGAUGCGGCGGAGGGAUCCGCAGCGGAAAAGAGAGCAGACAGUCUCUCGAUUGAGGAGUUAGCAGGAGCUCCCGAGGAGAAUAUUCCUACAUGCGAGCGCACCUAUUCCGAAAUCACGCAAAUUCCAUUGUACAUGGCAGACGAACAGAAGGCGGCGGACGUUGCCGCUAGUGGACUCUCGCCCCGUGCUGUGACGGGAGAAGCAACUCCGAGUGAGGCACCUGCUAAGGAAGGGGCCAUAAAUUCCACAGCGACUGCGGUCACUGAGAUUCCAGGUUACGCAUUGAAGUCGCCUCGCAGCGUUGCACAAACAGAUGGUAUGAAUUAUGCUCCUUCUGCGUCCGUCGCUUCGACCGCCACCGCUCCUCCGGAUUCAAGGGGUCGAGUCAGUCAAACCAUCGUGCGAAACGCUGCGGUUGUUUCAGGCGGGGGGGGGCCAAGCAGGACAGUCGGCGUCCCAUUCGUAAUACGGCCGCCAAAAAAUGCAGGAGCAAGUGCAGACGAGGAGCGCGGUGACCAAGCAUCACCAUCCAGCAAGAAGAUUCCGCGAGGCCGUGCCAGUAUUUCCUCUACUCGCGUAAUGGGAUCCUUCACGCCUCUACCAAAUCACCGAACAGCGGUACUCCUAAAUCGUAAUUAAGUAGCUGCUCCUUUGAUGUUUGUUAUUCCGGGUUUCUUUAGUUAGAUACAGAGUGAAAACCCUGAAAAGCACGUCACUUUUUUCUAACGUCCUCGUAGCACUACCUGUACUUCCUCGACAUUAGAGUAAGUACAAUUUAAACGAAAUUUUAUAGAUGAAGAUCUAGAUGUGGGAAGUUCGGGAAGACGAGAAAAUCAAAAACUAUGCUAAAAAAAUGAUUCACAGAAUGCCCAAGCUUCAUUUUCCGUUCAUCCUGGAACUCGACGCAUGCUCCAUGAGCAGCCAGGCUUCUGGACUCCAAUGAUCAGACCUCGGACCGGGAUAGAAAAUCCACAGCCAGCACUCACUCCGGUAAUGUAGUCAAUGUCAAAAAGAUGAAAGUAGGCGUCAUCAUUAAGAUUGUUUCUUGAUGCAUGGCACCACAGAUACUUGUUGUAUACCAUCACGGGCGAGUAGAUCGAGAGGUGGAGUUAGAUGACUAGCUAAACAUGUUCAAACUGUGAGAGAUCAUGAUCGACGUGUCUUCUACAACAACUUCCAUUUCGAUUUGUUCAUUUCAUAUUCAACAGAUCGAGGACCUCGGGCUCGGCGGAAACGGACCGGUUGCUGCAGCACUCCAGCGCUCACGGUCUACGCGACCGCGCGGCGGCGUUCAGAGCGUCAUGGCGCCGCCGCCUUUUAUGGCUUUUAGACGGGGCGCGUCGGUCCAGCCGCGGCGCGCAAUGAACGCGGGAUUGCAGACGGUUCCGGUGCGGGCUCCAGCUUUCUUCAGCCUAAGUAACAAGGUUAGCAUCCCCGUGAGCAGAACAGCCGCCGAGGCCACUUCGUCGGGAGCUACCGGAGAUGCCGGCAGCACCCAACAGUCGGAGCAUGUAACAAAUAUAAGUGGUUCUGCUGAUGGGGCCCCGACAACCGCGGAGUCACAGGCUGCGACAUCAGGCACGAAAAAUUCGGGAUCGACGCCCACCGGACGCACACGCGCCGCAAGUGUGACCAGAGGGGCAACCGCGAUUCUUCCCAUUUCGCCGACCCCAGCUGCUGCAGUCACCGGCCAGUCAGUGUCUCGUCGAACAGGCGCUGGGGGAACGAUAACAACACGCUCAGGCUUCACGGGGCCAACUUCGACGACCUAUUCGCGACUUCCUGUGUGCAGCACAGCCUCUGUCUCAGUGCCACCCUUGACUCGUAUGAGCCUCGGAAAUGCAGCACCGGCACCGCCAGUUCAUAUGUUUGCCUUCGGAGCUCCGAAGCGGACGCUUGGGACGGGUGCGACAGCAGCUGGUGCAAUGCCUGCUAAUCGGGUUGUCCCUCCACAAACAGCUACCGGCACAUCAACCAGUAAUGGUCUCAUGACACAGCCGAGUGCGACAGCGUCGGCACGCGGUGGAGCCGCGCUAGCUGCUUCAUCAACGCAGCGGCAGCAGGCUGUUUCCCCCAUCGAGCAGCUGUCAGCGAAUCUUCUUACAAAUCGACACUUGACGCCAUCCCAGAAGGCAGCCCAGUCGAUGACAUCAUCCACAGCUAGUUCAUCAGCACGCUGGCAUGCAACUAGCACGACAGGAGCAGGAGGAGCUUCGAAUGUGUCCGCACAUGUACAGACGGCUGUGUCGCCGCUGAACGAUCAAGCCUCCUUGAGUGGCUCCUCCAGCACCUUACUCGGCGGAGCGCGAACCACCCUUAGUCCAGCUCUGGUCCGCGCGCUUACACCCUCCACCCGCGGCGCGGCCGGCCAAGCGCGUGUGGGCGUCGUGUCCGGCAUUGUGUCACAUCAGCAGCAAGCCCCCCCGCAACUUGUUGCCAGCAGAGUGGGAAUCACGCCCUCUCCGGUUGCCGAAGAGAGCGAGAGCCUCUUAUCACCUGCACAGAUAAAGUCAAGCUAUAAGAUGCCGAAUACCACUAGCACCGGGCCAGGCAUCACUUCGGUCUCAAACAACAGGACUUACAGCACAAGAAUGAAGCUUGCCGCAGCAACCUCGGGGACGGCAACGGUGACCGGCCUGGUUGCAGGCCCACGGGCUCAGCUCGUCGCAGGAGGUACGUUGCCACGACCAGUGCCUGCUCCGUUCACGAACUUCAAGCCAGCAUCUCGAAUUGGUGCACAUUUCGGGAGUAGAAAUCAUUAG